Messenger RNA from Fragaria vesca subsp. vesca, 2235 nucleotides. RefSeq lists its product as uncharacterized. Gene Ontology annotation, molecular function: nucleotidyltransferase activity. Lineage: Eukaryota; Viridiplantae; Streptophyta; Magnoliopsida; Rosales; Rosaceae. Gene Ontology annotation, biological process: RNA 3'-end processing. Bases 117 to 1601 code for a protein of 494 amino acids. The transcript has 9 exons. The record is from RefSeq and is a predicted model, not a curated record.
UUUCUCAUCCCAAAAAUUUUCAAUUUCCAAUCCCUGAUUUCUCACCCUCGCCGUAAUCCGAAUACCUUCAAUUCCAUUCUCCUAUAUUUAUUUCCCAUCUCGGAGACUUCAAUCUGAUGGCCUUGAGCCGCACCGAGAUGUUCAAUGAAGCUAAGAAGCUCGAGUUGCAAGGAUUAGAGAAAUACAUGAUCUCUUCUGCAUGUAUGCCUAAACUUGAUGAGCUACUUCAUGAUGUUUACGCCGCUCACCGUCCAAAGCCGAUUGAUUAUCACAAUCGGAGAGAUUUGAUUCGGAUAUUCAAUGACAUCUCCAAGGAAUUAUAUGGCAAAUCUGGCAAUAUCCCGGUUGUUGAGGUCUAUGGUUCGUUCGUGAUGGAUUUGUUCAGUGUUGAAAGUGAUCUUGAUCUUUCUGUUAGUUUCUGCAACAGUUUCGGCAGUCUUCCUCGAGAUAUGAAGAUCAAAACCCUUCGGAAGUUUGCUAAAAAGUUUUUUGCUCUUCAAAGGGCAGGGCAUGUUGAUGGUGUACAGACAAUUAUGAGUGCUAGGGUUCCUAUAAUCAAGCUUGUAGACUGUGGAACCGGAAUUGAAUGUGAUUUAUCAGUUGAGAACACGGAUGGCAUUGUAAAAUCCCAGAUUGUCUACCUAAUAUCUAGAAUUGACCGAAGGUUUCAGAAACUGAGUUUUCUGAUGAAAGCCUGGGCAAAAGCACAUAAUAUCAACUCUCCCAAAGAUCGAACUCUGAGCUCUUUUGGCAUAAUAUCAUUGGUUGCUUUCCAUCUGCAGACUCGAGAUCCGCCAAUAUUACCUCCGUUAUCUACUUUGUUUGAAGAUGGAACUGAUCCUGCCUCUGUAAUGAAGAGAAUAGAAACUUAUUUGGAGUUUGGAAAGAGAAACAAAGAAUCCGUGGCCGAUCUUUUAUUUUCUCUGUUAGUCAAGGUAGCAUCAGCUGAAAAUCUCUGGCAGAAAGGUCUAUGUGCGAGUCUGUACGAAGGAUCGUGGACAUCAAAAUUAUGGGAUCCUUACUAUAAUUCUAUUAAUGUUGAGGAUUUCACAGAUCUAUCUCAAAAUGUUGCAAGGGCGGUAGGAACAGAAGAAUUCCAAGAGAUCUAUAGGUGUAUUCAUUCUUCUCUCAGUAACCUCUUAGCAUUUUCAGAUAACCAGAUGGAGGGAAACAAGUUGGUGGAUCUUUUGUUUGGAACGAAGUCGGCAUGCAUUCCUAGGCAAUUGAGUACUAAAAAUGUUGAUGAAAGCAAAGAUCAAAGUCCUCCAGAGCUUAAAGGUCACCAGACAAAGCGGGUGCGAGUGGAAGUUAAGGCUGGGAUAGGCUGGGAAGAAAACCAGCUAGAGAAAGGUUUGAACAGAAAACAGCCAACUCAAAGUUCAGGAACAGCAAAUCAAGUGGAAUUUAGGGGAGGAAGACAACAAGCUGAUGGCCCAGUAGGAAACACGCAAGUGGAUGGUUUGGGAGGAGACCAGCAAUAUCAUGGUGAAGCAACAUCAAACUUAAAUGCUAAAGACGAAACUCCACUAGUUACUACUCGAACUCCACUUGUUGGCACAUUGUGCAAUUCAAUUUCUCAGCAGACUCCACUAGUUUCUUAACAACCUUCGUAGGUGGCUUCAAAUUCAGGUAAGAAAUUCGGUGAAGCUCCUCGCUCCUAACCAAAACUUAAUAGAUCCUGAAAGUUCAGAUUUAUAUCAUCAACCUGCCAAUUCAAAGGUUUAGAUGGGUCCCAAAGGCUAGAGUAACCUGUUCUAGUGCCUCAUCAGUACCAUCUCAUACAGAGCGGCAUCCGUCAGUUUAAAAGCAAUUGUGUUAAUCUCAAAACCAAUCAAGGAUCAUUUGUCUCCCAGGUUAGAUUGUACCAUUUCAGUUAGAUAUUGUUCGACUACAAAAUUGUAUCGUGGUGUUGUACCAAAUUAGUUCGAGUUAGUAGUAUCCUGUAAAUGCAUAGAUGCAGUACUAGAUUAAACUAAUCAUUUGUUACUUGUUUUUUGAAAUAGAAUUUCAUUAAAACAAUUUGUGAAUGAGAAUGCUCAGUCUUGGGUAAACGUAAUACUAAAUUGAUCGAUUAUUAAGAAUCAUUGCAUAAUAUUCAUGUGUCAAAAUAUUGGUACUCGGCACAAGCUAACAUUAAAAAUUUGAUAUUGAAACAUCCCAACUAGGUUUCUUUAUUUUUAUAUCAAUGUCUCAUUUGGUAAUUUUACGUAUCCACAAAGUCUUAUAUAAUUCAUA